CAGAAGCAGCAGGGACUUAGGAACUCAGCAGAAAUUUCACACAACGUGUUCCUUUUCCUCGUGUCUGUGGACAUCUAACUCUUGGCUGCUCUCUUAGCCAAGCUUGAUGUUACAGAUUUUCUUGGUCACAUUACUAUUACUGUAAGUUAUAGGUGUAGGGGACAUAAGUCUGGUAUUGGAAGGUGUCGGGGAGGCACCUUCUGUAUGCAAGUAGAUGUGUGUAUACUCAAGUAGACAUGUAUGUAUAUGAGCUUUGUGUGUGUGUGUGUGAGAGAGAAAGAGAGAGAGAGACAGACAGACAGACAGACACACACACACACACACACACACACAGAGAGAGAGAGAGAGAGAGAGAGAGAGAGAGAGAGAGAGAGAGAGAGAGAGAUUAGACCUGUAUGUGUACAUAGGCACAUCUACAUGGACUGGUGUGUAUGCACACAGAUAUCUUUUUUGGUUAAGAGCUUAGCCUUUAACAGACGAGCUAUCUCUCUAGCCCCAUAUAGGUGUCUGCACACAGGUGUGUGUAUGUGUGUGAGUGUGUGUGUGUGUGUGUGUGUGUGUGUGCACGCAGGCAAGCAUGUGCAAGGGCAGGCUUGUGUCUGAAUGUGUACAUUCUACAGUGGUCAUGCUCAAGGAACCCUCUCUGAACAGAAACUCCCUCCCACUCUCCCUGACCAGCGUCCAGUCCAGGCUCCGGUGGGGACAGGGUGCCCUUGAUGCUACCUGCCUACCCCCUCCAGUGCAGCCCUUCUCCUUGGCCAAAGAGGACAACAGGCAGGACGUUGGUACUCACUGCUGUGGGCUGUGCUUGGUACCCGUGGUCCAGUUUCCCAACCUCAGAUCCCAAGAGACCCUGCACGAGCAGCCCCAUUUCCUGUCCUCCUGGCUCCAUCUCCUCAUUGGAACUAGCAAGCUGCAGGAAGCUUUCUCAGCAGCCGAGAGCAGCAGCCAGGAGCAGCCACAGCAGCAGCAGCCCGAGUAGCAGCAGCCCGAGUAGCAGCAGCAGGCAGCAGCACCCUUCAAAUUGGGUCUCUAGCCCUUUAAAUCUGCUCAGUUACCAAAAAAGAAGAGGCAUCAGACCCUGUUAAUUAAAGCUCGCCCUGGUCCAUCAGGCUGAGGAGCUGCAGUGCUCUGUUCCUUCAGAUGGCUUAGCGACUCUCCCCCAACUCCACAGCCAUGGAUCUUGGAGCACUUCUCCCGAGAUCAGCAGGAGAGUCUCAAUGUCUUCGCUGACGCUCCUUUGAUGUACCCCCAAAUCUCUGACCACAUCACCCUGGACCCCCGAUGCGGCUGCCUGAGCAACCUGGAGAUGGAAAGCCUGAGAAUGAGACAAAGGGGGACCAAGAAACCCCCGAAAGGGGAGAGGAGCCACGGAGAAGCCCAGCCCCUGACUUCCCCACCUGGCAAGUCUCCCCCCAACCCCAAAUCCCUGGAUCUAGAUUGCUUUGCAACUCCCAGGGAAAAGAUGCCGUUCCACCAUGUAACUGCUGGCUUGUUGUACAAGGGGAAUUACCUCAACCGAUCUCUGUCUGCAGGCAGCGACAGUGAGCAGUUGGCUAAUAUCUCUGUGGAAGAACUCGAUGAAAUCCGAGAAGCCUUCCGUGUUCUGGACAGAGAUGGGAACGGCUUCAUCUCUAAGCAGGAGCUGGGCAUGGCGAUGCGUUCUUUGGGGUACAUGCCAAGCGAAGUGGAACUGGCUAUCAUCAUGCAGCGCCUGGACAUGGACGGAGAUGGGCAGGUAGAUUUUGAUGAAUUCAUGACGAUUCUUGGACCCAAGCUGGUAUCAUCCGAAGGUCGAGAUGGUUUUCUUGGAAAUACGAUAGACAGUAUCUUCUGGCAGUUCGACAUGCAGAGAGUCACUCUGGAAGAGCUGAAGCAUAUCCUGUACCAUGCCUUCCGGGAUCACUUAACAAUGAAGGACAUUGAGAACAUUAUUAUCAACGAGGAGGAGAGUUUGAACGAGACCUCGGGGAACUGCCAGACAGAGUUUGAAGGAGUCCAUUCGCAGAAACAGAACCGGCAGACCUGCGUCCGCAAGAGCCUCAUAUGCGCCUUUGCCAUGGCCUUUAUCAUAAGCGUCAUGCUGAUCGCAGCCAACCAGAUCCUGCGGAGCGGCAUGGAGUAGCAGUCUCCCACCAGCCACACCGCGUUGCCAGCUCACCGCGCAUGUGCAUGCCCCGCGGGCAGACUCUGUUCCUUCACACAGGAGAUCUGGACCUUUGGAUGGAUGCAAGCGUUGGUACCGUUCAAUAAAAACUCGAGUUUGCAGUGCAACCGGGCUCACGGAUCAACUCCAUCUCCUUGGCAGGGACACAAAAGGGCUGUCUUCAAUGCUUUCAUGGUUUUGUUUCCCAAUGCAAUAAAUAGCCAGGAGCUCUCAGUUAUUGCUUCAACCGCCAGUAACAACUCUGAAGCAAGGGGGAAAAAAUACUGCUUUCUUUUCGUCUUGGAAUUCCAGUAGCCAUCCAGAUAUCAUGGUGGCAUCUGAGGGCGAGAAAGAAAGACAGACGUGAGUAACAGUCACCUCCAUCCAUGACCCAAUUCUUUCAACCCAGGGAUGCAUUGAGACUCCCUGCUGAAGUUGACUUCUGGGUUGCUACAGAAAAGGGGACUUUCCAUCUCACCCUGGCUUCCUGCCUCCACCCAGUGGAGACCCCUCCCACCAAGGCACGGAGGGGGAAAGCCAUUAAGCAGGGCGCAACUCCUUUGCAGUCCCCGCUGCUGUUCUUAAUCGCCUUUUCUACAGGACUCUUGUCGGUAGAGCUGGGGCACUCUCGGUUGGUUUCCACGGCUCUUGGCUUUCUGUUUCUGAAGUCCAUCCCGCACCAGCAUCUUGGAAUCUGCAGAGAGCCUGGCUCCCAGCUUUCUUGCCUGUGCCGCCAUUAGAGAAAAAAAAGAAAAAGAAAAAAUAUUCCAUAACCUGUGUGUCUCUAUAACCCAGACACGUAGACAGACAGGGGACUUUUCUGUGUAAUGCUGUUUUUCCCAAAUUGCUUACUUUGGACAUGAACUUGUUCUCUAUCUCACACCUGUCUGUGCUUCUUUAGAGAAAAGGAUGCAGUAACUAGGGUAGAGGAAGGAAUGAGUCUGGCAGUGAGGAGGCCUAGACCCCAGGCAUCUGAAGUAACAGAGCCGCUCCGAGUCGCCAUAUUUGAUAAUAUCUGUAACUUUAGAUUGGUGUACAUCUAACCUUCCCCUCAUCGUGGACUUUAUUAGUGAGCCUUUCCCCAGCUAAGGAAAGGACACCUAGAACUUGAAGCAAAAAGAUGGAAGGAUCAGAUUGCUGUGUUUUGCUUAAUAACUCAUGAAAUUCAGGUUGUGCUGAUGACUCAUUAAAAAAAAAAAAAAAGACAGAUGCUAAUGCGCGUGGCUGAUAGGGCAGAGACUUGAUCGCUGUUCUGAUCCCAGAACACUUCCACUGGGGCAGAGAACUGAAUAUCUGGGUCUGAAUUUAGUGGCAGGCCAAGACUCUCAUUUCUUCAAGAUUUCCUGGAUUCACUAUGAAUUUAAGCCCCACUGGUCGGAUUUAGCUAGUCCUCUAUAGACGUGCUAACUCCCUUUGUGUUUUUCUCACCCUAAGUCUUUAUUUCUGUAACGAAAUUGUCCUGUUCUAACUUCGGAUCUCAGCUGGAAGAUCCCCAAUUCCCCUUCCCCUUCCCCUUCCCCUUCGCCCUCCGCCUCCGCCUCCGCCUCCCCCUCCCCCUCCCCCUCCCCCUCACCCUCACCCUCACCCUCACCCUCACCCUCCCCACUUCCUCCAGCCACACAGAGGUACUGGCGGCGUUGCUGUUGCUUUCUAUGUUCUGCUGGGUAGGUGUUUAUGGUGCGAUGCAUAUUCCUCUAGCCUACUUCCCCCGCUCUGCUCCCUCCUUACUCCCUUCUUAGACCUGGAUCACGCAAGGUCUCCACAUAGGGUCUUCCUCCAGUUCACCUCUACCUGUGCUCCAUGCAGUAGUAUGGGGACAGCUCUAGCAAUUUUCCCUCUGUAGAGUGUGAAUAUUCACCAAGAGCACAAGUCAAACUAGGUUUGAGCCAUAGCAUACUGAGGAAGGAGCAGGUCGGAGGUCCCAAGACGCCCGAGGGGCACAGAGUCACUUCGUAAAACUGUCUGGAGUCUAAAACAUCCGGGCAGCAGCCUGCCUUCCUUUCUUCCGGUGCCCUUUGCAAACCUGCCCGUUUUUGUUCCUUCUGUAGGCUGAGUCACCACGGUCCCCUUAGGACCAGACUCCUGAACUAGAAUAAGUAGAGACACAGAAUAUUAAUAGACUGCCCAACAUCCCACCCCUUCAGUUUCUUCCUGGGGCAAUUGCCUUCUCUCUGCCAGCUGUGUAUAAGAAGGCAAGCAUGGUUGGUGGCAACGUGUUUCCCUAUAAUCAGCUGACGUUUGAACUUCCAAACUGCCCCCCCUCCCCGGAAUCUGGUGAGCGGAUCUAGAAAGUGCAGGGCUUUAAGGACCCGAAAGCAGCGGAUACGGUGCCACAAGUGAGAUUGGCGCUCAAGGUGGAACAUAAGGGCUUCUUCGAAUGUUGCUUUUCUCCAAGCUCUGCCCCAUACUGAAGAAUGCUGAUCCCACAAGAUGCAGGGUUUAGAUUUCAUCAGCAAUGAGCAGAGAUGUGAUGAAAGCCCGUUUCCUACUGAUGGGACACUGCGUGACAGGUCUCGCGUGGGAGGGUUUUUAUUAAAGAGGAAGGGGGCACAGAAUGGGUUCUGGAUGAAAGAAGAAGAGAGUGGGGGAAGGGAGAACGUGGCUUUUACUGGCGCUGCGCAAGGGGCCCUGCAACGACCGGCGAAAGAUAGUGAUGGCGUCUUGUCGUGAGGUCCCUCAAAAGCUGGCUGUAAAGAUGCCUGAUGGCCGCGGAGUCACUUUUGGCUGUCGUGGAUGUGCCUGAUUGCGAAUAUCUACAAGGGCGUGAGCACCUUCUCCCAAUAUUAUGGAAGGAAAGACAGGAAAGAAGUCAUCAGAUUCCCUCUGACAGCCCAUAAAUUAAUUUCCCAGCACCCUCCUCAUCUGAGGCACACAGGAACUGAAUGCAUCAGUGCAGGAAGUCUGGGCUAGUGGUGACCUUUAGACUUGGAGGGCUAAAAGUCUGCUAAGGUGGCCUACCCUCUGGCUGCUUUGCUUGUGUUAAGUCUUUGAUAUAUUUAUGGUGUUUGGGCUUCUUUUUCAGGCAGCCCUAUUGUCAGGCCUGUUCACAUAAGUGCUACCCCAAGGUUCCCUGUCACCAACAUCCUCAUGACAGUAAUUGGGGAGGAGUUGGUUGGCUGAUGGUUCCAGAAAGUUCUGCUUCCUCAUGCUCAAGGAAAGCCAUACACGAGCAGCUGAGACACCCUCUGAAGGAGAGGCAGGAGGCCUUUUCUGCCUUGCCUGUGACUGGACUUAGGAAAUGGUGACAGAGGCUGGCCAGCCAUGGGAUGACUCAGUAACUGGCUCAUUCUUGCUCCCAGCUCAGGUCCACAUCCCCAGACCUUCGUGAGUGACAGACACCAGGACAGCAAUUUACCUGGGACAGAAAGACAAGCUGAUUCUGAACCCCUUUGCUUCCAAACAAAUCGUUCCCCUCGCUGUCCCAGAUGUCGACUGGAACUGUUAACGGAGGUUCCCAGAAUGUGUGCAAGUUCCUUGUGAGAGCUAUAAGAGGUUGCCAUAGCAACCAUUGCAUCUACCCUGAGUUUGUCAAGGCACAGAGGGAACACUUAAAGAACCUAGACCCUACCUGCCUGCACUACGACUCCCAGACUCCAUCUCCUGCUGAGAUGGGAAAUUAACCUCCAAUAAUUGUAUGGCUUCCCUGCCUUUUUCCUAUUGUAUUGAAUGUGUCUGUCCCCUCCCCCCAACUCAGGAGAAAAUGAGUCAGCCUCCUCAGCUCUACUCUUAUCUCACCUCCCAGAACAAGACUCUCUACAUAUCAGGGGCAAUAAAACCACCCCAAAUCACCUGGCAGGCAAAAACCACAAAAAGGAAGCCUGCUGUCUUUAAAAGUAUCUGCUUGCUUGCCGAGCUCCUCCAUCCAGAAAGCCAAAACUAUGAACAGAGGUGAGCUAGGAUUCUCAUUGAAUUCUUGGGCAACCUCAGUGAUUGUGGGAAGUUCUAGGUGGUGAAUAUGCAGAGACUGGAGCCUCUCCCUAGGCGUCUUCCAUGCCUGCUCCUAUCUCAAAGUUUAUAUGAGAAGUGGUCUAGUAUUUGAAAGAAUGGGAUAGAAAAAGAAAACAAAAGAAAGAAAAUGGGGAAAAGGGUGCCUGUGUUGAGAGCCUCUCUCCUAGCCUGCAGUCACUGACUCUCAGUGUAAUUGGAGAAUCUAAGAGCAGGGAGAGAGACAGCUGGCUUUUAUUGCAAACUCCUCCUAUGGGCUCAAGUCCAGACUCAGGUCAUAAAUCAAAGAACAUUGUGUACAUUGCUUCUUUGGAUCUGAGACUGGUAGUGUCCCUGGGCUCCUAUGAGGGCAUCAUCAGAAGAUGAACAAGGUGACUGUUGGGGAUGCUUUCUGGAUGGGGAAUGACUUGGCUAUGCCUGGCCGCAUGUUGUGUGUGGAACUGUUUCCUCGCGUUCCCUCGGUUUCUCUCUUUGUAGAAAGUGCUAAGUUUUGUACCUCAAAGCAUACUAGGUCAUGUCUCUAUACUAUAUUCCUAAAGGUCCACAGCUACCCUAAUCUACCCUGUUACCUAAGAUCCACAGAGAGUCUGGAACCUUGUUGUGAAAAGGGUCCUUAUUUUUAUAUAAUGCUAUGAAGAGGAUGCAGGUGAGCUCCGAUGAAUCUUCUAGACUUUGGCACAUACUGUUUCUAUGACCCGGAGGUCCACAGAAUCCCGCUCCCUGGGAAGCAUCCAUCCUGUAGGGCUGAGAGUCCAGAACUCACAGCCACUUUCCCUCCCUCCACACUGACUCCUUGACUCCCCUCCUCCACAAGAAGAAAAAAAAAAUCCCAUUUCUGGAAUAGAAGAGCUAUGCAGCCAUUAGAGUUUUUAAUUUGAAUUAUUUAUAGUCAGAAUAGACAUGAAUAGAAUGAGAAGCUAGGCCACCUCGUCUUGUCCCCAUCCCCCAUGAUCAUGUAAAUGUCACAGUUGCUUAACUUCAUGCCAUCUGCACUUGGACUAACUCACUCAGGGGACUGUUCUCAACUAUGUGACCUUGCCACAGUAGGUUUGGAGGAAGGGGGUCAGGUGUACCAGGUGUACUAACUAAACCUUCUCUUAGGAUCCUAUGCUCGCAGAAGCAUACCGUCAUGUUAACAUAAAUCGUUUAUAUUUAAUACUGGUUCUAAUCUAAAAUACCACAAAGAAUGAUUGGUUCCGUUAGAUGUGGGAGAACAUGCUUUUAAUUCCCGGCACUUGGCAAACUGAGGCAGGAGCAUUGAAGUCCAACAUCUGCCUGGACUGUGGAGCAAGUUCAAGGGCAGCCUGAGUCCCAUGGUGAAGUUUCAGGCAAGCCUGGACUACAUACAGAGUUCUGGGCUAGCAUGAGCUAACAUAGUGGGACUCCUUCCUACUAAAAGAAAAAAAGAAUCAGUUUUUUUCCCCCAGUUGCACGAAACAGAUCCCUGUACCUCAACAUUACCUGCCUAGCUAUCUUGGAUAAUUUGUCAACUGGGGACACCCCACAUGCUGGACAUGGGGUCACCCUUUCCUUCCGGCAGGGUAUCUUGGCUUUUGAACCAGUGCUUUCUUUAUAAGUUGUCAGAAGUUAUCCAAGCAGGAGUAGUGGGGUAUAACUAUCAUCCUAGGAGUUCAAGGUCAUCCUCUUCUACUAGCAGCACACACACACUCACACAUACACACACACACACACUCACACAUACACACACAUACACACACUCACACAUACACACACAUACACACACUCACACAUACACACACAUACACACAUACACAUACACACACAUACUCGCACACACAUACACACACAUACACACACAUACACACACACACACACACACACACACACAGAGUGACACAGUGGGGGUAGGGGUAGGGAGAAGGAGGGAGUUCUCUAAAUGGAAGGAGGCAGAGGCUAGAAUUUUCCAGAAAGUAGAUUCAUUGGGAGAGACUAUAUCAGGGAAUGUAGUUUCACCCAGAAUGUUUGCUCCAUCCUGGGACCUGACAGAGAUCAAGUUUUUAAAGGGCUGAUAGAUGCUGGUCCCUGUUUGUCUGGCCUACUUUAAGAAUGGCCAAGGGAUGCACUGUCAGGCACUGUCUAUCAACAUGCUCCCACCACAGCUCUGUGGAUGCCAAUAGGAGAUUAGUACCUCCCCUGAGUGGAUGCUGACCCCCUACAAGCCCAGCAUGCCUUGCCUGAGGCUCUGAGACCUGUGAACAGGGGCCAGAAAGCAGAAUAGAAAAAAAACCCAAGCGUUUUUCUAUUUGGGAAGGGCACUGUCAUUUUGGAAGGGCACCAGAAAUAGGACUCUUGCUGCUGGAAGCCAGGGAAAAUAUAUACGUUCCUAAUGGAAAGGAUUGAGGGUCGCAUCACACAGGGGUGCAAGCUAGUUUUGUGACAUGAGUUUGGUGACGUGUUUUCUUUUUGGGGCCCACUGUUUCCCGGCCAAUGUGUCACCUGUCACACAGGUUAGUGAGGCUUUCGUUUAUUCCCUAAAAGCUUGCUGAAUCAAGAUGAGCUUUCAUGUCCUUGUCUUGGCCAGCCUGAAAAAGAAGGAGAUUUGGUCCCCUAGAUGAAGGUCCCAUGGACUCUGAAUCCAUGAGUCAGUAGGUUGAAACAAAAGCCAGAUUCCCUGGAAACCAUGUUCCCUGAAUCCAUCCGAGGAUGCUUAAUUGGAAACCUUCCAAAUACAGGAUGGACACACCCUGCUUUGUCACCCCCCCCCCCCCACUACCACAUUGCUUUCUCCCUGGACACUGAAUGUAGCAGCCGUUCAAGCACACGUGGUCCUGGCUUGGAAUCAUUCAUAAUUCUAGAGAAGAUAGAAAGCCGCAUCUCUAAUGACUGCCAGGAAGUGGAUGAGAAGUCCGGGAUGUAGGACCAGCGACCUGCAGCUGUUCUUAGAUAGCCAGAGACUAGCGCCGGACACAUGUUUGUCGUAGCUGUGUUCCCACCAUAGCAAGAGACACGGGCAGAGAGGGAGCAGCAACAGGGUCCCCAAGUCUUUGUCUCUUCUUCUUCAUUUCACCUCAGAGCCUGUUUGAGCCAGGCAUGGUGGCAUGCGGUCCCAGCACAUGGGAGGCAGAGGCAGGAAGAACGUGUUGAGUUAGAGAGCAGACUGGGCUACAUGGUGAGUGCCGGGCCAGCCGGGGCUACAGUGUAAGAUCUUGUCUCCUAAACAAUACAAAGAAAACAAUAAAAUUCUACUUCCUGCCCUCAGUUCCUGCUUCCUGAAGCAGCCCGAGGUCUAGUCAAUGUUCACAGGCAAACCACAUCGUUCUUCCCGGAGAAGACGGGUCUAGAGAAAGGUCUCUCUCAGCUCCUGAUUACAAGUUCACAUAGAUGGGGGACUCGGAGUAAUCCUUAGGGAACUCUCCAUUGACUCCUCACCGGCAGUUUGGUUUCUCUUCCACAAGUUCAGAAAGAAGUUAAUUGUCCAAGACAAAGCCAUGGUGAUGCUCGUGAAAGCCAUUCAGACUCCAAAAGUCUGGUCCUGCCAGGUGUGGGCGAGCUGUGGUCCUCGGGCGAGUACAGGUCAUUAACUUAUUCUCAAAGCACAGAUGUAAAUGUCUGGGAUUUAAACCCUACGCACAGGGUGACUCUGAAGCACAGGUAAAGACUGUUCUAAUCAGGAGCUUCUUGCCUCUUUCUUCCAGAAUGUUCCAGUCGGAUGUCAAUCAUGCAUCUCAAUUUCCCAUUGUACCUCAUUUGUAUUCUUUGGGGGGGGGGUUCGUUUAUUUUUCCCCCCUCAUUUAGCGUUAGUUGGUGAUUUUCUGCUAUUAAGUGGUGAGACAGCAGGUUAGUGAAAUAAAGAAAAAUAUCUUUAUAUCAAGUGUAAAUAUUAACCUACAUGAACUUGGCAUGCAACUUAAGUGACCCAAUGAAGCGAUAUUAUUAACAUGUUAUCUUACUGUAUAAAGGGAAAAUGGUUGCCAUAUAUGUACCCGAUGUUUUCUGUAACUAAACUUGUCUGUAAAUAUAUAAUCUUAUUUAAAAAAAGAGUCUAAUUUACCAUUAUUUAUGCAAUAGAAAAAAAUAAAAGUUCUUUUUUUUUUCUUCCUUUU
Messenger RNA from Rattus norvegicus (Norway rat), 10155 nucleotides. The record is from RefSeq and is a predicted model, not a curated record. Lineage: Eukaryota; Metazoa; Chordata; Mammalia; Rodentia; Muridae.